CUGAACCGUUGGCGCUGAGUGUUUCGCUAAAUCUCAACCUUCUUGCGCUCCGCGCCGCCGACCGCUACACAGUUGUUUGCGUUUCAGUCCUGUUCUCUGGUUGGUUUUCCGGAUUCGAUGUCAAGUUCGCAUCUUUCAUUCUGGGUUCGCGGUGGAAAUUGAUUUGGAUGAUAGGAUCAUUCAUUCCGGGGAAAGGUGGGCGAAGAGCUGGUAGUAUCUAUUGAUGGUUGUCAGGGUCUCUCGUUGCCAAUGCUUUCAAUUCAACGCAAUUCAGCAGCUCAGCAUGGCUAGGAUCAUCCAUCGAAACUGCUCUCUAUUUCAUCAGCGAAGAAAAACCGGUAUGACUGCUACUCCCUCGUCUUACUUCGCCUCCAAUUCAACUACUCCUGCGACCUCCAAUUCUGUAACUUUCGCCAGCGUAGACGAUGCCUUGGAUUCAUUUAGUAGGAUGCUCCACAUGAACCCCAGACCUUCGGUUGUGAAAUUUGGUCAGUUGGUAAGUUCUCUUAUGAGAAUGAACGCCUUCCAGGCUGCCUUCUAUGCGUCUAGACAAAUGGAAUUAGCUGGAGUCCCACACAAUCUUUACACGCUUAGCAUGUUGCUUCGUUGUUUCUGUAAAUUGGGUCGAUUAGAUUUUGGCUGUGCAGUUUUCAGCAAAGCUCUGAAAUUCGGUAUUCAAUUCGAUGAUGUGAUGCUCAAUACAUUGAUUGACGGGCUCUGUAAAGUUGGGAAAGUAAUCGAGGCCGCAAGGUUGGUUCAAAACAUGAAGGAGUUUGGCUGUCAACCUGAUGUCGUUAGUUAUAACACAGUCAUUAGCAGCCUAUGUAAGGAUGGAAUGGUAUCGAAGGCUUUUGAUGUUUUUUCAGAGAUGAAGGAUGAAAAGAUUCAACCAGAUGUGUUCAGUUACAAUAGUUUGAUUUAUGGUUUGUGCAUUUCAAGCGGAAUCAAUGAAGCUAUGGAGUUGUUCAAUAAAAUGGUAGAUAGGAAGAUAAUGCGUGAUAUAUUCACCUAUAACAUAUUGGUUGAUGCUUUCUGUAAGGAAGGAAAUGUUUUGGGAGCUAGAGUUAUACUCAAAAUGAUGAUUCAAGGUGGAUUGCUUCCGGAUAUCGUCACUUACAGAUCGUUGAUGGAUGGGUAUUGUUUGCGCAAUGAAUUAGAUAAAGCUAGAAAGGAAGGCUCAAAGACAGCACAACAAAUUCUCAAGAAAAUGAGUGGUCCAGGUUGCUUACCUGAUAUUGUGACAUACAAUAGUUUGCUUGAUGGCUUGUGCCGACGAGGUAAAAUUGACGACGCAUUAGCUUUGUUUCAAGUAAUAGAAAGUAGGCUGAAGUCUGAUAUUGUGGGGUACAAUAUACUUUUGGAUGGAUUGUGGAAAGCAGGGAGGGGAGAUGAGGCAAGGGAAAUGUUUUCUAAGCUCUCUAAGGACAAUUGUUUGCAACUUGAUGCCCGCACAUAUAGCAUAGCAAUUAAUGGACUUUGCAGGCAAGGCUUUGUAGAUGAAGCAUAUGAACUGUUCAGAAAAAUGGAGGGGGAUGGUUGUCUACCAAAUAGUGGCUGUUAUAACGUGAUUAUUCAUGGAUUUCUUCGACAUAAGGAUCCUCUUGAAGCAAUCGACCUCAUUCACAAGAUGGUUUCGAAAGGCUUCUCAGCCGACGCAACCACGAUGAUGUUGCUAAUAGAAUUGUUGCCCAAGAAUCAGUUGGAUCAUCCAAUUUUCCAGAAGCUGAUGAGUGGUCCUGAUAUCAGGAGUCAUAACAUUGGGUCUGGCGGUCUAUCAGCUGCUGCAACUCAAGGAACUUGCUGAAAUUCUCAUCCAAACACCAGUUGGAUGGUCCAGUAGUUGAUCAAAAUCUCCGUGCCAAGAACAUUCUGAUGAUAGAAGGUUAUACGAACUAGAGGUCCGAGUCAUGAUCCCACUUAUAUGUGUUUCCAUACUUGCUGAUAUAUCAGAAAGAACCGAUCAAUGUUAGCAUGGG
Molecule: messenger RNA, 1976 nt
Organism: Linum tenue
Lineage: Eukaryota; Viridiplantae; Streptophyta; Magnoliopsida; Malpighiales; Linaceae
Source: the annotation of a GenBank genome assembly